AUGUCUUCUGGGGUGGACCUAAGUGCUUCUCGGAAUGUUACAAUAACCCCAUUGCUAAGGAGGUUGUGGCCGUCGCCCGGUGAAAACAAAGUCACUGCGGACGAGAUUGCUCUGGCAAUUGCACAUAUCUUCACAGACCAAUUGUCUCCAGUUCAGACUGGAGCUCUCCUUACAUGUCUACAUUUCACAGGCUGGGAUCGGAGACCAGAUGUCAUCGCAAAAUGUGCUGCUGCUAUGAGAGAGGCUGCUUCUCAGAUUGAUAGAGUCGCUUUGGAGAAGGUCGUCAAUGCACGUGGUAGGCCUGAAGGUGAUUACCAUGGUGGUCUUUGUGACAUUGUCGGUACUGGAGGCGAUUCACAUCAUACAUUCAAUAUUUCCACUACAUCGUCGAUUCUGGCUUCCUCUCUACUUCUCCUGAGCAAGCACGGUAACAGAGCCUCCACCUCCAAGUCUGGCUCAGCGGAUCUGCUCACUUCCACCCUUCCCACGGCACCAAAUUUGAAUGCUGUGACCCCAGGGACGAUCUCCCAGGUCUAUGAGAAGACCAACUAUGCCUUUUUGUUCGCCCCAGUCUUCCAUCCAGGAAUGAAGUAUGUUGCUCCUAUUCGUAAAGAACUCGGAUGGAGAACAAUCUUCAACCUCCUUGGACCUCUCGCAAAUCCAGUCGAAGGCAACAUCGAAGCUCGUCUACUCGGGGUGGCCCGUAGGGACAUUGGUCCUGUGUUCGCCGAGGCUUUGAAGAUGAGUGGUGCUAGGAAAGCUAUGGUUGUCUGUGGAGAAGAGGAUCUUGAUGAGAUCAGUUGUGCCGGUCGGACGUAUUGCUGGAACUUGAUCGAUCGAUCAACAAAUAAGGAUGCAUCCCCCAACAACGUUGGUGUUGAGAGUUUCACCAUUGCAGCGUCUGACUUUGGGUUGCCACCUCAUGAGCUCAGAGACGUGUCUCCAGGCAAGGAGCCGCAUGAAAAUGCAGCCAUCUUGACGAACUUGCUUCAGAACCGCUUACCACAGGAUGACCCAAUCUUGGAAUUUGUCCUCAUGAACACAGCUGCGUUGUUUGUCGUAUCGGGUAUCUGUGAGGCAGAUACGAGUAAUAUGGGUCACGGCGAUGAUGGGAAGGUCAUCAAAGAGCGAGGUCCUGGCGGAGGAAGGUGGAAGGAGGGGGUCAGGAGAGCAAGAUGGGCCAUCGAGAGUGGUGAAGCUUGGAAACAGUGGAGCGCUUUCGUAGAAGUCAGCAAUAGCUUCAACAAGAGCUAA
This is a messenger RNA of Cadophora gregata, 1254 nucleotides long. It is a transcript of the gene TRP4, whose product is annotated as anthranilate phosphoribosyltransferase. Lineage: Eukaryota; Fungi; Ascomycota; Leotiomycetes; Helotiales; Ploettnerulaceae. The coding region runs from base 1 to 1254 and encodes 417 amino acids. Gene Ontology annotation, biological process: L-tryptophan biosynthetic process. The transcript is spliced from 2 exons. Gene Ontology annotation, cellular component: cytosol. Gene Ontology annotation, molecular function: anthranilate phosphoribosyltransferase activity. The record is from RefSeq and is a predicted model, not a curated record.